This is a messenger RNA of Phragmites australis (common reed), 1138 nucleotides long. RefSeq lists its product as uncharacterized. NCBI's taxonomy places the organism in Eukaryota, Viridiplantae, Streptophyta, Magnoliopsida, Poales, Poaceae. Gene Ontology annotation, molecular function: mRNA binding. The record is from RefSeq and is a predicted model, not a curated record. Bases 166 to 888 code for a protein of 240 amino acids. The transcript is spliced from 6 exons.
CCCCCCGCACGCCACCUGUCCAAUCCAACCUUUCCCAGCCGCAACGCAAGCGCGCACGGCCGAACCGGCGAAUCCCUCGGCCUCCCCAGCCCAGUAGCCUCGCGAUCCGGCCUCCCCCAGCGCACCUCCGGCCUCUUGAGCCUCGACCGUCCCUCCGCGAUCGUGAUGUCGACGCAGUCCAUCUCGCCCGCCUCCGCGUCCGCGCAGUUCUCCUACGCCGCUGCGGCGUCGGCGGCCGUGGCCGCGACCCCGUCCUACUUUCCCGUGCCCUUCCACCUCCAGAAUGUGCAGUACUCAGCUUGGCCGACGACGGCGCCCGCGGUGGCCCCGGUGCCUGCGUACAACGCCGUCUACCCCAUGCCCCAAGUCCAGCAGGCACAGCAAUUGUUCCAAAAGGACUCGACACUAAUCACUCUUGAGGCUCUAGCCACUGUUAAGGCUGCUAUUGCAAAUAGUGAGAAAGACCAGAAGGUUGAAGCAACAAAAAAGGCAGUACCUCGAAAAGCAGCUGGGCAAAGUUGGGAGGACCCGACCUUAGCUGAUUGGCCUGAAAAUGAUUUUCGUUUGUUCUGUGGUGAUCUUGGGAAUGAGGUAAAUGAUGACAUUCUUACAAAGGCAUUUUCAAAAUACCCAUCCUUCAACAUGGCCAGGGUUAUACGGGAUAAAUUUACUGGUAAAACUAAAGGGUAUGGUUUUGUUAGUUUUGCCAAUGCAUCCCAUCUUGCUGCAGCAUUGAAAGAGAUGAACGGUAAAUAUGUUGGAAAUCGGCCAAUCAAAUUACGGAGGAGCACAUGGAAAAACAGAAUAGACUAUGAAGCUUUGGAGAAGGCGAAGACUCGACCACAGAAGAGAAUCAAAGCGCAGAAAAGAAGUGUUCUUCACAAGUGAAGCUAAUAAAUUGUACUUGUUCAUCGUGGCAGUAUCACGUUUGAGAAGGUUGUCCGAUGCUUUGACAGUUCGGUAACAUCAACUGCCAUCCUGCUUAUCGCAUUCAUAUGCUACACCGGCCGCUGGGCAAGUAGCCAAGUACCAGCAUGCAAUAUCUUGUCCAGAAUUGUCGCUUAUUUGGCGCAUUUCCAAUUAAUUAAAAACAAUUGUAAAUACUAAAUACUGUGGUGACCAAUGCUUUUCAUGAUCA